AUGACGCAGCAUUCUCCCACCAGCCAGGUGCUCCACUCCCCUCCGCAGCACCAUGCCGACCGCCCCAAGGGCAUCUUGAAGAACCCUUCCUUCACUGCCACUUCGCCCGAGGCUGCGCCCUUGCAGAGGGCGCCGUCCGUCGAGAGGCCUACCUUCGGUCGCGAGUUGUCCGAGAAAGAAAUUGUCCUGCAAAACACCCAGAUCAAUGCUGGACACCGUCGUUCGUCUUCCAACGCGCGCGGCCCUCCCUCUAGGCGCCAGUCUGGCACGCCCAGCCACUCUCAGGCCGAUGAGAACAGUCCCCGCCUGAGGUGGGAUGAGGCGAAUCUCUAUCUCGCUGAACAACAGCGGGACAGCACCAUGAAGAUCACGGAGCCCAAGACGCCUUUUGCGAAGCAAUAUGACCCGACCGAAGACGAGGAAGAGCUGACCGCGCUGAACGCGGAGGAUCUGAUGGUGGACGAGCUUGACAAGGCCAAGCCUCAGCAGAAGCCGGUGAAGGAGGACGAAAUUCCAGACUUUGACCUUGGAUCGCCUGAAAUGGAACGCCUUGAACACCAAAUGACUCCUGAUGGCGAGAAGCGUGUUCUCGUGGACCCUGAGACUAUCGAGGACGGAGGUAGACAUGGCGAGGAAACCGCUGAUAUGACGGUCGAGGAAAAGGAGAAGCAUCGCCAGUUUGAGCAAAUGCGGAAGAAGCAUUAUGAAAUGAAGGAUGUCAAGAGUUUGCUUGGGCACCCGGAAGAACUGGAUGAUGAGGAUGACGAAGAGCCGCCGCCGAUGCCUGCCAUGCCCAACAUGAACAACGGUCAGAGAUAG
Messenger RNA from Aplosporella prunicola CBS 121167, 819 nucleotides. RefSeq lists its product as uncharacterized. The record is from RefSeq and is a predicted model, not a curated record. Gene Ontology annotation, biological process: regulation of signal transduction. Bases 1 to 819 code for a protein of 272 amino acids. The transcript has 3 exons. Gene Ontology annotation, molecular function: protein phosphatase inhibitor activity. Lineage: Eukaryota; Fungi; Ascomycota; Dothideomycetes; Botryosphaeriales; Aplosporellaceae.